AUGAAGCGACAGCGAAUGAGAACGCGCAGUCUAAAGCUACUGGCCCAGACAUACAAUCAUUUAGCGCAGAAACUUAAUGGUCUUACCGAGUCCGGAUACAAAAAAAAUGGAGCACAGUCGCUGGAUGCCGCAUCGGAGGUCAAACGUUCUACUCGGUACUGUUAG
This is a messenger RNA of Plasmopara halstedii, 165 nucleotides long. RefSeq lists its product as uncharacterized. The coding region runs from base 1 to 165 and encodes 54 amino acids. Lineage: Eukaryota; Oomycota; Peronosporomycetes; Peronosporales; Peronosporaceae. The transcript has 2 exons. The record is from RefSeq and is a predicted model, not a curated record.